This is a messenger RNA of Pocillopora verrucosa, 2036 nucleotides long. NCBI's taxonomy places the organism in Eukaryota, Metazoa, Cnidaria, Anthozoa, Scleractinia, Pocilloporidae. The record is from RefSeq and is a predicted model, not a curated record.
CCGAGAUGUGUUCAGUUUAAGCCUUUCAUUAUGGAAGAAUCGCCUGGUGAUUCUUCCAUAAUGCAUCAUGAUUUUAAAACUAUAAACAAACGUAUGGACAGAGUGACAUUAACAGAUGUAGGCAAUGCUAAACAAGAUCAUUGCGUUGUUGUUGAAAUAGCAAAAACUCACCCUUGUGGUGAUACUAUCAUUAUUUAUGGAAGGGAGAUCAAUGAAGAAGGAUCCGGCGUGGGUGAAGCUUUUCGACUGGCGACUAAGGAUCUCAAACAUACUUGGGACGAUGAAGAAGUGAUAGCUGAAAAUGUUCAAAUUGGUUCAGUUGUCAAGUACGUUCAAGUAGGAGAUAAAUUCCUCUUUCAAGGGAACACGAAACGUCCGCGAUGGAAUAUGGAUAAGAUUUUCCUGGACCUCAGCCGUGCUGAUGGCGCUCACAGAGGCUUUGGAGAUGCUUUUCUUAACUCCAAAAUUUUAGCCGAAGAUAGUUACCAAGACUGUACACCUAAGGAGACAUCAUGCUUCAUUAGCCUGAAAUGUGGUGUGGUUGAAAAUGACAGAAUUUCAGUCAUCACUGAGCUUGGAGAACUCUUCAAUCUCAAGCUGAAUUGCAGAGAUGCUAUCCUACCUUUAUCUCCUUCUACACUGGAACUGAGUCACGAGGAAGAUAACAAAGAUGCUGUGGAUAGCGCUGUUGUAGAGAUGGAAGAGCCACUUCUGAUUUCAGGAGUUGACGGUUUAAGUAAGCCGUCCUACCCAGUUCUCGGCGAGGGCCUCAACCUAAGAGACGAGCCUAAAGAAACAUCAGUCGAAAUGGAUAGUCCUCAAGCUGAUCCUGUGGAAAAAGACGGUGAAAAUGGAAAAGCCUUUUAAGUCCUGGGAAAUAUCAAGUGUAAUUAUUUUACCAGAUACAUGAACUGCCAUGUCCAAGAAAUAACUGACGCCAAAAGGCGAUCUUUUUCAACGGAUUGCUGAACAUUAGACUUAUCGUCAGAGAACACAAUUUUAAGAUUGUUGAAAUAACUGUUGCUGUUUUUCUAGUAGUAUUAUGUAGAUAUUUAUAGUAAAAAUAUUAUAUUUCAGUCAUUGCUGAAGUUCCUAGAUUGAGCACAACAUACAGGAACCAACCUUCGUUGGCUUACAUGUCUAUUAUUUGCCUUUAGUCCUUUGGGUACGUUUUUGUUUGACUUCAGUGCUUUGGUUGAAUAUCAAAACUUGCCCUCCUAACGAAACACAAGUUAAAGUGAAGCCAGUUUCACCCUAGUCACAUGUUUGUAACUUAAAGUUUCAUCGGCUCUAUGUGAUAUUUAUCAUUGUUCUGGUUUAACAGAACUUAAUGGAAAAGGACUCUACCAUACGAUAGUUGGUUGGUUACACCCAACUGUUGAGAAUUUGUAAAUAGAUUUGUAAAGAGUAUCUAUCAUAAAGCAUUAGCAGGUCCUUAACUUAUAUUUGACGCUUGUGCUUACUGUCAAGUGCAUGAUGCAUGGAGCACAAACCGAGCUUUACUGGGUCAAGUGUCUGUUUUGAAUUUUCAAAGAGAAUUUUCUCGCCAGUUCUUAAAGCGUAAAUUUAUGUCAUUUGUUUGAAUGUUCCAAGGAGGGCAUUUUUCGUAAGUUCAUUACCAGGAUCGAUAUUUAAAUGACCUGGAUGAUACGUGAAUAGUUUACAAGUUUCAUUUUGCCUUAAGGAAAUGAAAAACUUGUUUGCAAUUUCGAAAACAAUUUCGAAAACAAAGCGAAAUGGAAACGGUAAGCUGUUAACUUAAGAUUUCGCAAAAAUUUGUAUGUUUUUAAUACUUGGUCAAUUUUAUGAAUAGCAAGUAUUCGAAAAGUUUUCAUACAUGGUGCUAUGCCUAAUUAAAGAAUUAGGUUUAGGUAAAUAUGCAAAAAAAGGUGAAAUAAUAUGUUGUAGAAAUAAGUAAUAAUGUAAAUAGAAUGUAUACUAUCAGAAGCUUGUAAAUUUUAUGGAUCUUCAUGUUCAGUUAAGUACUUUGAGGAUUCAAAUAAAUAUUCAUAUUAUUAUGCCUUGUCUCAAUUACU